This is a messenger RNA of Cervus elaphus (red deer), 2713 nucleotides long. It is a transcript of the gene CCDC126, whose product is annotated as coiled-coil domain containing 126. The transcript is spliced from 6 exons. The record is from RefSeq and is a predicted model, not a curated record. NCBI's taxonomy places the organism in Eukaryota, Metazoa, Chordata, Mammalia, Artiodactyla, Cervidae. Bases 704 to 1126 code for a protein of 140 amino acids.
GGCAAGGAGGCGGAGCGGAAGCAGAGUGUGAGGGACAAGAGGAGUAAAAUCCCCACAAGCCGGGAAUCAACCUUGUUGCUGAUUCCCAGCUCAGGCCUUUCUUCAUCCCGACCUGGAGGCUGUUUCGCAAGCGCGGGACGCAGCUGACGCCCGCUAAUCGGCUUUCUUUGCGCCGCCCCAGCUCGGAAGCCAGUUGGCGUCGGCGACAGAGACGAGAAGCCCACAAGGCAAGCUCACUUCUGUUCUACUUUGAGAGAGAAAGUCAGAUGCCCUUUUUCAAUUCCCUCUCCAAAACUCAGCUGCUGGGUGACUGGUGGCCUUUCAGGAGCUGAACCGGUACUUGAAGGACAAAGAAAAAUUGAGGAGUUCAGUGUUCAAGUUCUCUGCCAUUUGCAACUUUGAACAUUGCACAGAAAUGGGUCAGGAGAUAGAAGGGCUCCAGAAAACCAUGUAAGAAACACAAGCAAGUUACACAGUGUAUAAAUUUCGCACUGCUGAGUUGCUAUGAAAUUUCCCUGACUUCCUUCUGAGACGGUCUGCUUUAAUUUUGCUGUAGGCAAUGAGUUAAUUGUGAGUUGGAGGCAACCUUGCUGAAGAUGAAGAAUAUACAUUAGAGGAGGAGUUUUUUUCUUUCACGUCUUGAUUGCUUGGUGACUUGCCUCUAGGUACCAUUUUUCAGUUGAGUCUGUUUGGUUCCUCAGAAAUGGUUUUUACAAUCUCAAGAAAAUCUAUGUCCCAGAAAUUGAGUUUACUCUUGCUUGUAUUUGGACUCCUUUGGGGAUUGAUGUUACUGCACUAUAUUUUUCAACGACCAAGACAUCAAAGCAGUGUCAAGUUACGUGAGCAAAUACUAGAUUUAAGCAAAAAAUAUGUUAAAGCCCUAGCAGAGGAAAAUAAGAACACAAUGGAUGUCGAGAAUGGCGCUUCUAUGGCAGGAUAUGCGGAUCUAAGAAGAACAAUUGCUGUCCUUUUGGAUGACAUUUUACAACGUUUGGUAAAGCUGGAGAACAAAGUCGACUAUAUUGUUGUGAAUGGCUCAGCAGCUAGCACUACCAGUGGUACUAGUGGGAAUCCAGUGCCACUGACCACAAAUAAAAGGAUAAAAGCAUCAGGCAGCAUUAGAUAGCAGUUGACGAUCACCUUGUGCUGCUACAUUCACCAUGGAUUAUAUCCUAUGGCAGAAAAUCACUGGCUAGCAUAGAGUAAUACUUUACAAUAAAAGCUCUACGCAUUUUCAAGGAAUAUGCUGGAUUCAUGGAACUUUAAUUCUGUAUAUAAUUUAAAAAGCUAUUAGUUUGCUUUCAGGCACAUCUCUUCAAUGCUGUACUAUAGCCUUAAAGGGAACUUGGUAACAAGGUUGAUGUAGUAAGCAGGUAGGUGAUCUUUGUAUAAAUCUUUGUGUUUGAGACCAAGUUGAAACAAAAACACUGAAAGAUUCAUUUCUACAAAAUAUUUAUUUAAAUAUAUAACAUAUUUUUUAGACAAAUGAGGAAUAUUGUUAUUGAAUCGUUUUGUCAUUUGUUAUGGAUAGAUGUGACUGUUGGACUAAUACUAUUAGAAAAUGUGCUUACUUCCAGUACUUACUAUAUUUUGUUAUUCAGAUUAUGAGCAGAGAGAAAAGAAGUAUAAUGUUGAAAAUAGUGUUUUGAAAUGAUGACCCAAAGAAUGUCUUCAUUUGCACUAUCCCUUCAGAAUAACUGAAGGUUAAUUAUUGUAUAUUAAAAAAAUUUACAUUUUUAAGAGUAUAAUCUUGAAAUGGGUAGUAGCCACUGUUCGUAAACUAUUCUAAACAUUGGGGCAAUUAAAUAACAUUAAAAUAGUAAUCUCCAAUCUCAUAUGUAACAUUUUCUUAUAUACUUAUAUUCUGAAGAGUAAAAGAUAUUUUUAUGAUGAGAUUAAAUAUUAAUUCAUGAUUUUUCAUAUAGAUGAACGUUAAUUUAAAAAUAUAAAACUUUGAGUGAUUAUGCUGUCAAGAAAGCACAUUAUUUCCAUAUUUGGGUAAUUUUUGCUUUUAUUAUAUUGGCAAGGGAGGGGGAAACUGAGAUAUUUGUGAGACUGGACCUCUUAAGGACUUUAGCCAGAUGUGUAUAAUAAAAGUAUUUGUGUUGCAUUAAAUUGUUUGGAAAAUGUUAGCAUUACAGUAUAUAGAAUACAUACUGCUCCAUGAGAUGUUGGAUUUGUGUGAUAUACAGUAGAUACUCGUUUUAUAUAGUGACCACUUAAAAAUAAUUAAGAGCAUUUAAAAUGUAAUUUAAAUUAUGAAGAUGGACUAUCUUUUCAGAAAAACAGCUAUUCUAUAUAUAGCACAAGAGAGCUCGAUCUUGGGUAAUUCUAGCAUAGAGCAAAGUACACCUUUAUUUAAAUUUUCCUUGUUGCAAAUUUAAUUACCAUAUGGUGCCCUUUGUUUCAUAGUAUUUAUUCUCUAAGUGCAGCUAGCUUCUAGAUUUAGACUGUAUUGUAUUUAGUUUUGGAAAUUGUAUUGUUCAUUAUUACAAUGUGCUACCAGACGUCGUAGCAAUAAUUAUAAUGGUUUAUUAAAGUAAGUAUGAGAAAAUACUUCUUGAAAGGUAUCUUUCCAAACUCUUCCCUGUACCCUGCCUUUAUAUGAAGAAAUUAUUUACAUACCGUUUCCAGGUAAAGUCUCUCACUAGAUGUGUAGAUUUUUUGUUUUUGUUUUCAGGGAUGAAAUAAAAUGUAUUAUUUGUACUUUAAA